GGCCAGCUGAUCGCGCGCCGGGAAACAGCGUCUCGCGCCGGUUCCGCUUAAAGAGACUAUCACGUCACGUGCCGCCGUCAUUCACAGGGUAGCGGUGACAGCAGGCGGCAGCGCAGGGGGAGCAGCGUCUCAGUACGGCCGCAGAUUAUACUUCCCCACAGCUACAUCGCCGAAACGCCCUCGAAGCCGCCGCGACCCUUUACAUAAUACAGACCGAAAAUGGCUGUGAACGUCUACUCGACAUCAGUGACCAGUGACAACCUGAGUCGCCAUGACAUGCUUGCUUGGAUAAACGAGUCCCUGCAGAUGAGCCACACAAAGAUCGAGAUGCUAUCCUCAGGUGCCGCUUACUGCCAGUUUAUGGACAUGCUGUUCCCGGGUAGUGUGCCUAUGAAGAAAGUCAAAUUUCAGGCCAAACUGGAGCAUGAAUUUAUUCACAACUUCAAAAUUCUGCAAGCCAGCUUUAAGAAAAUGGGUGUUGACAAGAUUAUCCCUGUUGACAAGUUGGUAAAGGGCAAGUUCCAGGACAACUUUGAGUUUGUACAGUGGUUCAAGAAGUUCUUUGAUGCCAACUACGAUGGGAGAGAAUAUGAUCCAGUGGAAGCCCGCCAGGGCCAGGAAAGUGCGCCCCAGAGCUCAGCGUCACCUGCCCCCGCCAAGCCCCGGAAGGCUGUCAGUGCGGAGGAGCGCAUCUCUCCCGCCGCCAUGACGAAACCGGCCGCCAGAAUUGCCCCACAACGUGCAGCAGUGGCAGCAAAAGUUUCCCCCAAGACGCUGGUGGUGAAUCCAGCACGGAGACCAGGGACAGCUGGUGGGGAAGAAGAAAAGAAUGAGCUCCUUCAGAAGAUAUCCAUGCUGUCAUCCACCAUCCAAGACAUGGAGAAGGAACGGGACUUCUACUUUGGCAAACUGAGGAACAUUGAGCUCAUAUGCCAGGAAAAGGAGGGUGAGAGUGACCCCACGCUGCAGAGGAUCGUGGACAUCCUCUAUGCCACAGAUGAUGGUUUUGUCAUACCAGAUGUAGAGUCAGCAGAGCCAGAGGAGUUUUGAAUCAAGACUCUUACGGUGUGUGUGACCUCCCUCACCAAGCGGCAAACCUGCUGUUUGUCUGUGUCUGGCUCUGAAUACCAGAAAACUUGUCAUGCUGUCUUUUUGAAAAUUAAAGAAAGUGAUCCACUGUAUCGAUGAGCCUGGAAGCCACACCCACAUCCUGGAAGCUCCUUCCCCUCUGACAUGCUGUUGAAGCCUCACCCACAUGCUGAAGUUCGUAAGCCAGCAUAUAACUCAAAUAUAGGCCUAAACCCCCAGCUUCACAUCACCAGCCCUCUGAGCCCACAGUGAUGAAAUGUUGUGGGGGAAAUGAUCCUCAGCUGUUCUUCGCAUCUGCUCUCUGAGGAAGGGGAAGGAAUGCUUUUCACCUGUGUGAAUCCUUUUCUUCUUAGUAAAAAAAAAACUCAAGAUCUUAUAUCAACUGCAUUGUUAUUCUUGCUGUAUUUUCAUUAUGCGUGAAGUAAAAUUUCUCAUAUUUUUGCACAGA
Messenger RNA from Paramormyrops kingsleyae, 1537 nucleotides. Its product is annotated as microtubule-associated protein RP/EB family member 1-like. Lineage: Eukaryota; Metazoa; Chordata; Actinopteri; Osteoglossiformes; Mormyridae. The record is from RefSeq and is a predicted model, not a curated record. Gene Ontology annotation, molecular function: microtubule binding.